Messenger RNA from Eurypyga helias (sunbittern), 555 nucleotides. RefSeq names its product transcription factor RFX3-like. The annotation marks the transcript as partial. The transcript has 4 exons. NCBI's taxonomy places the organism in Eukaryota, Metazoa, Chordata, Aves, Eurypygiformes, Eurypygidae. Gene Ontology annotation, biological process: regulation of transcription by RNA polymerase II. Gene Ontology annotation, molecular function: DNA-binding transcription factor activity, RNA polymerase II-specific; RNA polymerase II cis-regulatory region sequence-specific DNA binding. The record is from RefSeq and is a predicted model, not a curated record.
AUUGAAAUGGCGAUUGAGACGCUGCAAAAGUCUGAUGGUCUUUCUACUCACAGAAGCACUCUUCUCAACAGCCAUCUCCAAUGGCUUUUAGACAACUAUGAAACCGCAGAAGGAGUGAGUCUUCCCAGAAGUACUCUUUACAAUCAUUACUUACGUCAUUGUCAGGAGCAUAAGUUAGAUCCGGUCAAUGCUGCCUCCUUUGGAAAACUCAUACGGUCAAUCUUCAUGGGGUUACGGACCAGAAGACUGGGAACCAGGGGGAACUCCAAAUACCAUUAUUAUGGGAUUCGUGUCAAACCAGAAUCUCCCCUUAAUCGGCUGCAAGAGGACAUACAAUAUAUGGCUAUGCGACAGCAACCCAUGCAGCAGAAACAGAGAACUGACCCUGGACUUGAUGAGAGAAUAUUUGGGCAUCUUCUGGACUCUACUUGGAAUAAUCCCAUGGGAGACAGUCCUACAGGGCAAAGGGGUCAAGGAGAGAUGGUUGAUUUUCAAAGAUUACCUCCUCGACAUGCAGGAAGUCAAGCAAAGGUGGCAGGAGGCCUGCAUGGAUGA